AUGACAUUGCGUAGGUUCGUUUCACGACGCGGCCGGCCAGCGGAGCUAAGAACAAAGUGGAAAACGACUAAAGACAAACUAAAGGUUGGAGACCUAGUCAUUAUCAAAGAAGAUUCGCUUCCACCUUUAUGCUGGCGUCUGGGACGUGUAGCAAGACUUUUUCCGGGUUCAGAUGGCAUUUCGAGAGUAGCAGAUAUCAGUACAACAAGAGGAUGCAUUCGCCGACCUUUCGUGCGCCUAUGUCCCCUUCCAAACCAAGAAGACCUUCAAGAUUUGUUAAACAAAAAAAAACAGCGUCAAAGGUCAAAAAAUCUAGCAGAACAUAUAAAUAAUUUGUUCAAGGUAUUCGAAAGGUUGAAGAAAAACGAACUCAAGGUUAAGAAGGGGAAGUGCGAGUUUUUUGCGGAGUCUAUUAAUUAUUUAGGACACGUGAUAAGUAGAGACGCCGUACACACUUGUCCCAAUAAAAUUAAAGCUAUCAUAGACACACCAGCUCCGUCAAAUAUUCAUGAAUUAAGAUCGUUUAUAGGGAUGGUUAUGUAUUAG
Messenger RNA from Parnassius mnemosyne (clouded apollo), 546 nucleotides. NCBI's taxonomy places the organism in Eukaryota, Metazoa, Arthropoda, Insecta, Lepidoptera, Papilionidae. The record is from the annotation of a GenBank genome assembly.